Messenger RNA from Amoebophrya sp. A120, 579 nucleotides. The record is from the annotation of a GenBank genome assembly. NCBI's taxonomy places the organism in Eukaryota, Dinophyceae, Syndiniales, Amoebophryaceae.
AUGGUCCAAAGUUACUUGAACACGCGGACGAAGUUGCUGGAGGAGGUAGGGUGAUGAACAUUGUAAUCUUGGACUGCAGCUGGUAGUCAUCAAACUCAAAGCUAACACACACGUGUUUAUUUGCGUGUUCUAGCAUAGAAAGUCAAACUCGUGUCAUGCGCUGAGGAGUUGCCGUACUACAUAAGAUUCCAACUGCUCCCUGUAUCACUGCAGUCCGAGUUUUUCAUGUGCAUAAGCAAUCGGCGCAGCGAACUACUACAAUUUUAUCACUGGGACUUACUUUCCAGAAAAAGGAAACAAUAGCGCCGUUGCCGGAGAAAUGAUACCUAAAAGCAACUUCCGCUUGCAGUUGCUUUCCGAGGACUUGGAGAGGGUGAAUGACGUGGUGGAAUUCGCCAAAGAGGUGGAGUGGAAAGAGUGGCACUCGCUCUUCACAAGGGUGAUGAAAAAAACCAAUCUGAUCCUGAUUGCCGACAACGAGGGCAACUACUGGUCCGAAGCGAAGGUGCUCGACUCCUUCAUCGGUGCUGAUGACCGGACGAAUUAUGCUGAUUCCGCGGAUGAAGCAGGGAAAGGCGC